GCUGCUUACUGCAUCAAAACGCUGUUAUGAUGUGCUGUUAUGGUGUAAUAUCACCAAACUUUGUAAACGCGAUCCACAGUAUUCAAAGUACUGUUACAUUAAUGUGUAUAUUACACAAGAAAUUUAUUUCCAACUAAAUAAAUCUCUACAUUUUCCCAAUCUUAUCUAUUUUUUUUUAUUUUGACUAAAAAAUCAAGCAAAGAGUCGAGAAAGAGCUGACUCCGACUGAGCACCGGUGAUUUAUCAAUCUGAAUCUAGGGCUGUGAAGUAAGAACAUAUUUUGUAACCAAAAACAUGGCCAGAAAAAUUGAGUGCCACUAUGAGGUGCUGGGAGUCGAGCGUGAUGCUGACUUGGAUGAGCUGAAGAAGUCGUACAGAAAGCUGGCCUUGAAAUAUCAUCCAGAUAAAAAUCCUGACAACAUUGAAGAAGCCACCGCCAAGUUUCGUGUUGUACAGCAGGCGUAUGAAGUGCUGAGUGACCCACAAGAAAGGGCUUGGUAUGACAAACACAGGGAGGCUAUUUUAAGAGGUGGUCUUGGAGGUGGUGACAAAUAUGAUGAUGAGAGCCUGGACAUUUUCCAGUACUUUAACUCCAGCUGCUACUCUGGUUUUGGUAGUGAUGAGAAUGGCUUCUAUUCUGUUUAUGGAAAAGUUUUUGAAAAACUGGCAGAGGAAGAUUAUGUUUUCAUGCCAGAUAGAAAAAAAGAUGAAGAAUUUCCUAAAUUUGGAGGACCUGAGGCAGACUAUGAUGAGAUAGUGGGACCAUUCUAUGCGUUUUGGUCAAGUUUCUGCACCAAUAAAACGUAUGUGUGGGAGGAGAAGUACGACACACGUGAAGCCCCAGACCGGCGCUGCAGGAGGGCCAUGGAGGCUGAGAACAAGAAGCUGAGAGAUGCUGCCAAAAAGGAGCGCAAUGAAGAGAUUAGGAACCUUGUGGCCUACGCCAAGAAAAGAGACAAGAGAGUGCAAGCAUACAAGAAAAAACUUGAGGAAAGACACGCAGAAAUAGAAGCUAAAACUCGUCAGAAAAGAGAAGACGACAUCAGAGACAGGAAGAAAAAACUGGAGAGUUACCAGGAGGCCGAUUGGUCAGCCAUGUCAGCUUUAGAGAAAGAUCUGCAGCAACUAGAAGCUCAUCUUGAUGAACAUUUUGGUGAAGUGGACAAUGGGCUGAUGGAUGACCUAGCCGAGGACAACGAAGCCAAUGGGGAUGAGGAUAUUUUGUACAUGGAUGAACUCUACUGCGUGGCCUGCAACAAAUCUUUCAAAAGUGACAAAGCGUUCUCCAACCACGAGAAGUCCCGUAAACACAAGGAGAUGGUGGCUAUCAUAGCCCAGCAGAUGCAGGAGGAGGAGGCAGGAGAGCUGCCCACUGAUGAGGACAACGUACCCGUACAGGCAAGUCCCACAACUCUGGAUGGUCAGGAUCUCAGGCUGUCAUCUGAUGAGGAACAGGAGGAACAAAAACAGAGACUCUCCAAAAAACAGAAGAAAAAACGUCGGCAGAAAAUUGUAGCUGAGGCUGAAGAAGAUAUUCUAACUGAGCAACUGGCUGAUGUCAAAUUAUCAGAAGAACCAAUCAAAAGUUCCACCAAGUCAAAAAAAGCCAGAAGAAAAGCCGCCAAAACAAAUGAAAAGACCAACACAACAGAGGACAGUGUGGAGGGAGAUGACGAUGCUAGAGAAGAAACUCCAGAACUUGUGGAGAAUGGACAGGUGAAAGAGGGGCCAUCACUAGAGGUGGAAGAGAAUGGGGAGGUACCUGAGGCACCAGCGCCACUGGCAACAGACACUGCUGACACAUCAGAGUCUCAUCAAUCACAGGAAAAUGAUAGGAAAAAAAGCCAGUCACAGAAGCCUAAAGAAAGUUUAAAGUGCAACGUGUGCAAGCGAGGCUUCCCCUCUAGAAACAAACUCUUUGAUCACAUCAAGCAGACAGGCCACGCCAUCAGGCUCGAUGCUGCUGAGGUGGAGGAAAAAGAGGAAGAAAAGGGGAAGAAAGGCAAGAAGAAAAACAGGAGAUGAUGUUAAAGGAGAGUAGAGGACUCUUUUGGUUUUAGAUCUUCGCAUUUGGCUUAGCUGGGAGCAAAACAUUGUAGGACAUUGUUACAAAGUUUCUUUAACAUUGAUCGUUAGCCUGUAGGGUACAAAUUUGUUCUUCAACAAAUGUUGCCAGUCUCUUUAACAUAGAUAGUCAGCUUGUAGGAUACAAAUUUGUUGUGCAACAUUUGUUGCCAGUUUCUUUAACAUUGAUAGUCAGCUUGUAGGAUACAAAUUUGUUGUGCAACAUUUGUUGCCAGUUUCUUUAACAUUGAUAGUCAGCUUGCAGGAUACAAAUUUGUUCUGCAACAAAUGUUACCAGUUUCUUUAACCUUGAUAUACAUUUGUAACACAACAAAUGUCAAGUUUCUUUAAUUAGUUAAACAUGGGUAGCCUUUAGGAGUUUUCUUGCUAAUGUUUUUCUCUCCUAUCUUUGACAAAAAGUCUUUCCCAGCUCAACAAAAACAAUGCAAAUGUUCUCUCAGCUGUGUGCCACUGUUGGCUAGUCAUGUCCUGGUGAUUGUUGUUUUAUCACAGGUUGUGUGAGUCUGUUGUUGGCUGGACUUGUAAAUAAACACUUGGGGUAUUGGCAGAUAUGUGUCUGUCUUAGUUUAACUAAGCAAUGUUGUGUUAGAAAAAAAAAAGAAAACCAAAGAAAAAACCCACAAAAAUUGAGAAAAAAAGAAUUGUUUCUU
Molecule: messenger RNA, 2735 nt
Organism: Physella acuta
Lineage: Eukaryota; Metazoa; Mollusca; Gastropoda; Physidae
Product: dnaJ homolog subfamily C member 21
Cellular component (GO): cytoplasm
Molecular function (GO): nucleic acid binding; zinc ion binding
Source: RefSeq, a predicted model, not a curated record